This is a messenger RNA of Chara braunii, 1898 nucleotides long. NCBI's taxonomy places the organism in Eukaryota, Viridiplantae, Streptophyta, Charophyceae, Charales, Characeae. The record is from the annotation of a GenBank genome assembly.
CCCGGCGUCGCCCGAAGUCGUCGAAGAAGAAGGUUAGGUUCGUAGCUGCAGGAAAGUCGAUGGGGGAGUCUCGUUUAGGGGCGGGGCGUGAGCAUGGGAUGGAAAGGGCAGGUUUUACCAGCGGGACGGACAUGCGGGAACAUCGUUUUGACCCGGCGUUGUACUCGCAUCUCCCCUCUUGCAAACAGCCCCUGCCAGACGAUAAUCAUUGGGAACCACCUCCGUCAACUCUUCCACUUGGAUGGGGGUCGACGCAGACUUCUUACAACAUGGUGGGGAUACCUCACCGUCGUGCCCGUUCCUUGGGUCCCAUGUCCACGCUCCUCGACGAAGUUCGCCAAGGGGGCGGACAUCCUCUCGAUCUUCAUCUAUCCCCUACAUGCAGCAUGCACGACUCGAGGACGCUGAUCGUCGACAACAACAGCGAUGGCCGGCGUCCCAUGACAGUUGCAACGGACGUGCCUACGAAGGGAUUGUCCAGCGCGUCAGUGAAUCGGCAACAGGAAGUGGCGAUGAAGGACAUUGGUGCGGCUGCUGCGGAUAGCGUGCAGGGGGGUGUGCCGGGUGGGAUGACGGCUGCGAAAUCCCCGCCUGUCAUGGAACGAAUCAUAGCACGAAUGUCAAGCAUGCGUGCGACGGGCCAUGGUGAACGGGGCGGCGUCGGGAACGUGGGUUGUGAGGAAGAGGGUGAAGUUGAUGGCGCCGACGAAGAAGAAUCGGAUAGUGAUGACGAGGAGGAGGACGGUGUGAAAGAAGUAACAGCUCGUGGGGGCAAGAAAAAAGCAGACAAUGGUCGUGGGAAAGGUAAGUCCAAGAAAGGUGGCGAGGGAGGGGGCGGGAACAGGAGGGGGCUGUGGGAUCUGAACGAAUCCCUCAUUCUUGUGCGGUGCAAGAGGAAUCAGGACUACCUCGCGAAUGUUGGCAGUAACUUCGCGCAGAUGAAGACGAAAGAGUGGAAGUGGACGGACAUAUCAAACCAGAUGAGGCAGCAAGGUGUCAUGCGAGACUGGGACUCGUGCAUGAAGAGGUGGGAGAACGUGAUUGGCCAUUACAAGAAAGUGCUUGAGAGGGAGGAGUCGGGUGUGCAAUCCUUCUUCACACUGACGGUGAGGCAGCGCAAGGACCUAGGGUACAAGUUCACGAUGGACCGGAUGUUGAAUGACGCCAUUGACGGGAUGCAUACGGACGUCGUCGUCACGCUGAGAGGGCGGAUCGCGGGGCGGACGGUCCUUUUCUACGAAAUGAGACACCACAGAGACAAGGACUGCGGACGGGCGUUCGAGUUCGUGAACACAGUCACGCGUCAUGAAGUGAGGCACUUCGAGGUAGAUGAGAACGGCUGCACUUGCCUGCGGUUCACCGCCGGUUAUGGUUUCGACCGCGGAUUGCUCACACAUGUUGUCGCUUUUGCGACGAAGGCCAGGGAUGCGAUUCCCGAUCGGUGGGAUUUCGUCAUUGAUGUUCUUGCCAAUCUCGUCAAUCUUCUUGUUUCCAACGUCGCGAUGGAGUUCGAUGAUCGCCUAGACGAGGCCGCUGCGUACAGGGUCCACGUGGACCCGCCACUAUACGGUCGUGAGUAUCUGCAUGGCGAGAUCGGGAUUGUUGUGGAUGGUUUUCAAUAGACACUGUACGUGACUUCGGGGAUGUGAAGAUCCUUCUGCGUUUCAGCGUGUACUGCACGGAGAGAGAGAGAGAGACAGAGAGAGACAGAGAGAGACAAAAGAGAGAGAUGCGGCAAAAGGACUGUGUUCGACGUCCAAACGUGUGACGAUGGAUCUAUCCGGAAGGUUUUCUUGCGGUCGUGGUGAACAACACGUCACAGGGUUGUAGAAGUGGACAGUCAAUCCUUCUUCCCCGCGCUUUGUUGCGGGUAGAGGCAAUCAAUGUUGCCGUGUUGU